AUGGCCUCCGCCGAAGCAGAAGCCGCCCAAAUCUCCUACGAGGACCUCGCGCUCCUCGAGGAUGAAUUCGAAGAAGUCGACAGCGAGAUCAUGCGCAAACAAUACGACCUCACCAAACCCCUCUACACCAAACGCGCGGCCGCCAUCGCCAAAAUCCCCAACUUCUGGGCCCUCGUCCUCGAACAAGCCCCGCCGGAAAUCGACCAAUUCGUCCAACCCUCCGACUCGCGCAUCUUCGGCGAGUCCCUCCUGAACCUCAGCGUCACACGCCCGGAACUCGACGCCGGCGGGGACGACGCAUCGCCGCGGAGUUUGAAGAUCCGGUUUGAGUUCAAGGAGAAUGAGGACUUCGAGGAUACGGUGUUGGAGAAGGAGUUUUGGUAUCGCCGCGCGAAGGACGGGUGGACGGGGCUGGUCAGCGAGCCGGUGAAGGUGCAUUGGAAGAAGGGGAGGGAUUUGACGGAGGGGUUGGGGGAUGCGGCGGUGGGGCUGUGGGAGAGCAGGAAGAAGGGUGGGGAGAUGUUGAGGAAGGAGGGGGUGGAGUAUGAUAAGGUGCGGAAGUUGGUGGAGCAUUUGGGGGGUGGGGCGAGUACGAGUUUCUUUACGUGGUUUGGGUGGGUGAGUGGACGGCGGUGGGUGAGUGCGGAGGAGAGCGAGGCGGCGCAGAGGGAGUAUAGGGAGAGGAUGGAGCGGAGGAAGAAGGGUGAGAAGGUCGAGGAGCCUGAGGACGAGGAGGAGAAUGAGGAGGAGAAGUUCGCCGCGAACGACGACUCGGAUGUCGAGGUGCACGAGGCGGGCGAGGAGUUGGCGAUUGGGAUUGCCGAGGAGUUGUGGCCGAAUGCGAUCAAGUUCUUUACGCAGGCGCAGGAGAUCGAGGAGAUGUCGGACAUCGACUUCGAGGACGAUGAUGAGGAUGAUGAAGAAGACGACGAGGCGGAGGGCGAGCCGGUGGAUAUCCGCGCUCUGGUGCAGGACAAGGGCAAGACUCGCAAGAGGAUGAGCGACGGUCCCGGUCCCUCGAAGAAGGCCAAGAAGGCGUCCUAA
Messenger RNA from Zasmidium cellare ATCC 36951, 1044 nucleotides. RefSeq lists its product as uncharacterized. Gene Ontology annotation, cellular component: nucleus; chromatin. Lineage: Eukaryota; Fungi; Ascomycota; Dothideomycetes; Mycosphaerellales; Mycosphaerellaceae. Gene Ontology annotation, biological process: nucleosome assembly. The record is from RefSeq and is a predicted model, not a curated record. The transcript is spliced from 2 exons. Bases 1 to 1044 code for a protein of 347 amino acids. Gene Ontology annotation, molecular function: chromatin binding; histone binding.